Ceratina calcarata is the source of this 932-nucleotide messenger RNA. Its product is annotated as glutathione S-transferase-like. Gene Ontology annotation, molecular function: glutathione transferase activity. The record is from RefSeq and is a predicted model, not a curated record. NCBI's taxonomy places the organism in Eukaryota, Metazoa, Arthropoda, Insecta, Hymenoptera, Apidae. The transcript has 5 exons. Gene Ontology annotation, biological process: glutathione metabolic process. The coding region runs from base 110 to 721 and encodes 203 amino acids.
GGGAGCUGAUGAGUAGUUGAAUACGCUGCAACGCAACGCAGCCGGCAGUCAGUAACUCGAGAGCGGUCGUAUCACUCGUUCAUUAUUACUUGGAAUUGAAAUCUUCAAAAUGUCCAGUUACAAGCUGAUUUAUUUCAAUGUUACCGGAUUGGGUGAGCCAAUCAGGUUUCUCCUCCACCAAAGCGGCAUCGCGUACGAAGAAAAACUUUUGACCUUCGAUGACUGGAAGCCUGAAGUUAAAGCCGCGAUGCCAUUGGGUCAAGUACCCGUUUUGGAGAUCGAUGGAAAGCCUUACGUUCAAUCGAAGGCUAUCGGUCGCCUUAUCGCGAAGAGAAAUAAUCUUUAUGGUGCGAAUGACGUUGAAGCUUACGAAAUUGACGCCACCAUCGAUUUCUUUGAGGAUUUAAGACUAGCUGUCAGCAGUUACCACUGGGCAGAAAAUGACGUAAUAAAGAAGCACUGGAAGACCCAGCUCGACACCAAACUUCCCUUCACCCUUCAGAAGCUCGACGCACAGAUAAAAAAGAAUGGAGGAUUCUUAGUGGCUGGAAAGCUUACGUGGGCAGAUCUUUUGGUUGUUGCUCAGCUGGAAUUGAUCGAUAACAACCUGGGGACCGAAGUUGAGAAAGAUUACCCUGAAUUGAAGAAGCUGAAGGAGAAAGUUAGGUCACUACCAAAGAUUAAAGCGUAUCUUAAUAACCGAGCCAAGCUGUUGUACUAAAUAUUAAACUGUUUUCGAUACAUUAUCACAAAAUAAACUUGUAAUCAGUUACAUGACUCGGCAUGAAUUAUCAAAGAAUUCCUUUAUUUUGUUACGAUUAAUUCGCACAUGAUUCACCAGAUUUAAUUUCAAUCGACUUUUUGUACUCGAUGCGCUUGUAACUAAGUAAAGAAGGUAAAGUUGUACUAGAAUAAAUAAUAUUUAGCACUCA